AUGGAAGUAAAAGAAUGUAACGAUUUAACAGAAGAAAAUCAAUUCAUUGUAGACGAUGUGAGUAAAAUAAUUAAAGAAGCAAUCGAAAAUUCCAUCGGAGGCACAGCAUAUCAACACAAUAAAGUGAAUCAAUGGACUUCUGCUGUAGUAGAAUCUUGUUUAGGACAACUUACGAAACUUCAAAAGCCAUAUAAAUAUAUAGUUACAUGCACAAUAAUGCAAAAGAAUGGAGCAGGUCUACAUACAGCUUCUUCUUGUUUUUGGGAUAACAAUACUGAUGGCUCAUGCACAGUCCGCUGGGAGAACAAAACCAUGUACUGCAUUGUCUCUGUUUUUGGUCUUGGCAUA
Molecule: messenger RNA, 348 nt
Organism: Brenthis ino (lesser marbled fritillary)
Lineage: Eukaryota; Metazoa; Arthropoda; Insecta; Lepidoptera; Nymphalidae
Source: the annotation of a GenBank genome assembly